AUGAACAGCAGUGAUCACAGUAACAGCAGUAAUUACAGUAACAGCAGUAAUCACAGGUUCAACGGUAAUAACAGUAACAGCAGUAAAUACGUUAACAGCAGUAAGUGCAGCAGCACCAAUCACAGUAACAGCAGUCAUCACAAUAACAGCAGUAAUCACAGUAACAGCAGCAAUCACAGUAACACCAGUAAGCGCAGUGAUGGCAGUAAUAACAGUUCUGGAUGUGAUAAUAACAGUAACAGCAGUAAUUACUGUAACAGCAGUAAAUACAUGAAAAGCAGUAAGCACGGCAGCAGCAGUAAUCACAGUAACAACAGUAAAUACAUGAACUGCACCAAUCACAGUAACAGCAGUAAAUACAGUGACAGCAGUAAUGACAGUAACAGUAGUAAUCACAGUAACAGCAGUAAGCACGGUAACAGCAUUAAUUAUAGUUAUAGCAGUAAUUACAGUAACAGCAGUAAUUACUGUAACAGCAGUAAAUAUAUGAAAAGCAGUAAGCAUGGCAGCAGCAGUAAUCACAGUAACAACAGUAAAUACAUGAACCACACCAAUCACAGUAACAGCAGUAAGCACAGUAACAGCAGUAAUAACAGCAACAGCAGUAAUUACUGUAACAGCAGUAAAUAUAUGAAAAGCAGUAAGCAUGGCAGCAGCAGUAAUCACAGUAACAACAGUAAAUACAUGAACCACACCAAUCACAGUAACAGCAGUAAGCACAGUAACAGCAGUAAUAACAGCAACAGCAGUAAUUACUGUAACAGCAGUAAAUACUGUAACAGCAGUAAAUAUAUGAAAAGCAGUAAGCAUGGCAGCAGCAGUAAUCACAGUAACAACAGUAAAUACAUGAACCGCACCAAUCAUAGUAACAGCAGUAAGCACAGUAACAACAGUAAAUACAUGAACCGCACCAAUCAUAGUAACAGCAGUAAUCACAGUAACAACAGUAAAUACAUGAACCACACCAAUCAUAGUAACAGCAGUAAGCACAGUAACAACAGUAAAUACAUGAACCGCACCAAUCAUAGUAACAGCAGUAAGCACAGUAACAACAGUAAAUACAUGAACCGCACCAAUCAUAGUAACAGCAGUAAGCACAGUAACAACAGUAAAUACAUGAACCACACCAAUCAUAGUAACAGCAGUAAGCACAGUAACAACAGUAAAUACAUGAACCACACCAAUCAUAGUAACAGCAGUAAGCACAGUAACAACAGUAAAUACAUGAACCGCACCAAUCAUAGUAACAGCAGUAAGCACAGUAACAACAGUAAAUACAUGAACCGCACCAAUCAUAGUAACAGCAGUAAGCACAGUAACAACAGUAAAUACAUGAACCACACCAAUCAUAGUAACAGCAGUAAGCACAGUAACAACAGUAAAUACAUGAACCGCACCAAUCAUAGUAACAGCAGUAAGCACAGUAACAACAGUAAAUACAUGAACCACACCAAUCAUAGUAACAGCAGUAAGCACAGUAACAACAGUAAAUACAUGAACCACACCAAUCAUAGUAACAGCAGUAAGCACAGUAACAACAGUAAAUACAUGAACCACACCAAUCAUAGUAACAGCAGUAAGCACAGUAACAACAGUAAAUACAUGAACCGCACCAAUCAUAGUAACAGCAGUAAGCACAGUAACAACAGUAAAUACAUGAACCACACCAAUCAUAGUAACAGCAGUAAGCACAGUAACAGCAGUAAAUACAUGAACCGCACCAAUCACAGUAACAGCAGUAAUCACAGUAACAACAGUAAAUACAUGAACCACACCAAUCAUAGUAACAGCAGUAAGCACAGUAACAACAGUAAAUACAUGAACCGCACCAAUCAUAGUAACAGCAGUAAGCACAGUAACAACAGUAAAUACAUGAACCACACCAAUCAUAGUAACAGCAGUAAUCACAGUGAUAGCAGUAAUUACAUGAACCGCACCAAUCAUAGUAACAGCAGUAAGCACAGUAACAACAGUAAAUACAUGAACCACACCAAUCAUAGUAACAGCAGUAAGCACAGUAACAACAGUAAAUACAUGAACCGCACCAAUCAUAGUAACAGCAGUAAUCACAGUAACAACAGUAAAUACAUGAACCGCACCAAUCAUAGUAACAGCAGUAAGCACAGUAACAACAGUAAAUACAUGAACCACACCAAUCAUAGUAACAGCAGUAAGCACAGUAACAACAGUAAAUACAUGAACCGCACCAAUCAUAGUAACAGCAGUAAGCACAGUAACAACAGUAAAUACAUGAACCGCACCAAUCACAGUAACAGCAGUAAGCACAGUAACAACAGUAAAUACAUGAACCGCACCAAUCACAGUAACAGCAGUAAGCACAGUAACAGCAGUAAAUACAUGAACCGCACCAAUCAUAGUAACAGCAGUAAGCACAGUAACAACAGUAAAUACAUGAACCGCACCAAUCAUAGUAACAGCAGUAAGCACAGUAACAACAGUAAAUACAUGAACCGCACCAAUCACAGUAACAGCAGUAAUCACAGUGAUAGCAGUAAUUACAGUAACAAUAGUAAUUGCAGUGAUAGCAGUAGGCACAGUAACAGCAGUAAUUUCAGUAACAGCAAUAAUUACAUGAACAUCAGUAAUCACAGUAACAGCAGUAAUUACAGUAUCAGCAGUUACUACAUGAAAAGCAGCAAUUAUAGCUACAGCGGUAAUCACAGAAACAGCAGUAAACGUGUGAGAAGUAGCAAUCACAGUAACAGCAGUAAUCCCAGAGACAGCUGUGCUUACACUAUCAGCAGUAAUCAGAAUGACAGCAGUAAUCACAGUGACAGCAGUAAUUACAGCCACAACAGUAUGCGCAGUAAGAGCAGUAUGUGCAAUAAUAGCUGUAAGCUCAGUUACAGCAGUAAUUACAUGAACUGUGUUAGUGAGGCCCCCUCUGCCCAGCUUUCACUUGUACUGGUUAAUGUUGAGAAACAAACACAUGAAAACUGCUCCUCCUGGUGGUGGUUCAGGAAAUCUUCCCUUUUUUUAAAGUCUCAGAGACAUCAGUUACAUGGGCAGUGUGUUACUGGCCUGGAUUUUCCCAAUGACCAGACAGCUGUUACUCCAUGUGGAAUUGCCAUGGGAAUCUCUAUGGAAUCCCCAUCAGAGCAGACUACAAGAGAAUUUCGCCGGGAAAUUGAAGAUUCUGCUGUGCAAGUCCGCUCGGAAAAUGUUCAGGGAACUGAUGAGCUCAUUUCAGCUGAGUCUGUAAAAUUUCCUCAGGCUAUUGCUGUUAAACACAGUGCUUGGGUUAAAGGAUCAGAAACACAGGUCGUCACCAACAGUUUCCUUGUGACAAACCCCAUGUACCUUGUGGCCCAGGCUACAACUAUUGGACUUGUGCUGCAGGAGUAG
This is a messenger RNA of Stegostoma tigrinum, 3366 nucleotides long. Its product is annotated as homeobox protein 2-like. NCBI's taxonomy places the organism in Eukaryota, Metazoa, Chordata, Chondrichthyes, Orectolobiformes, Stegostomatidae. The transcript is spliced from 6 exons. The record is from RefSeq and is a predicted model, not a curated record. The coding region runs from base 1 to 3366 and encodes 1121 amino acids.